UCCCCUCGCCUCCUCUCGCCGCAUGUCCGGCGCCUCGGUCGCGCAGCAGCAGGCCGCCAGCGGGCCGUCGCGGCUGCGCACGGAUCGCGCCGCCUCGGCGCCGCAGACGGGCCCCUCGAGCUCGCUGCUCGCGGCGCUGCACUCGUUCGACGAGCUCUCGGACGCCAGCGUGCUGUGUCUCGCCGACAUCGCGCCGCCGCCGCUGCUGCGAGCAUGCCGGCGCCGCGGCACGCCCGGCCAGCGCGCCAUGCCUGGUGGGCCGACGGACGAGGAGAUGCGGGCAGCCAGCCGCGAGGCAAGGGCCGCAAGGGCACGGCUGCGGCUGCGGCAGCGCGAGGCCAGGGAGCCGCCCAAGAUCGCAUGGCGCGCAAUGGAGUCGUGGACGACGGGUGAGAGCAGCGCCGCGAGCAGAACAUCGAGCCAGCAGCCUGCGACGCAUGUGCUGGCCUCUGCAGUGCGCGAGAGCACAGCGCCAAAGCGGCUCGCAUCUGCUCCGCCGGCGGUGCUGCUGCCCGAGUCGCAAGGGCUGCCGAUCGAGUCGCUGCUGCCCGCCGCGAGGCUGGCCGCACAGCAGGCGCUGCAGGCAGAGCGCGAGCGUGAAGAGGCUGCGCACGCAGACGAGGAGGCGGCGCUGGUGUCGCUCGAGCGCGAGCAGCAGCAGCAAGCAGUGGCAGCGAGUGCGGCUUCGGGCAAUGAAGCGGCAGCACUCAGGGACGCGAGUGCCUCUCCGAGGCCUGUCGCUCGCGGGCCACAGCUGGUGGCUGAGAGGCCGAGCACAACAGCGGCAGCAGCGACGAGCGCCGCACUUCUUGCCGCUGCAGCUCCCUCUUCCACGUCAGCUCGAUCCGCUAUGACGUCCAGCGAUGCGACGACGAGCGUGCUUUCGCACCGAGCGCAGGUGCUGAUGGGCAACAAACGCGGCGCGCGGCUCGGCGUCGGACGGCCAGCUGCACCGCCUGUUGUAGUCGCCGCAGCGGCGCCAGCGACGUCUUCGCCAGCACCCGACUCGCGAGCGCAUCUCGAGCCGAUGCCGUUCGACGAUGACGAGGACCCAUUCACCUCGUCCGUCUCGAGCUCGGACCACGCGCAUCCUGGCUCAGAUCCUGCACCGCCGCCGGCUGCCGACCCGGUCUCCGAAGCCGACGAGCCGCCGCUGUACUUCCACGGCUCGCGUCGGCCCGAUGCAACGAACUACACCACACAGGCCGCGUCCGUGCCUACACGCCGCGCACCGACGCGAGCAGAGAAGCUGGCCGCGGCACAAGAGGCACGGCAGCAGCAAAAGGCGCGUCUGGCGGCCGAGAUCAAGGACGCCAAGGCAGGACAGAAGCAGGGCGCCUGGCGCUGGACGACGACGCAGGAUGUCCAGGGCGACGUCACGGAUCCGAGCCUCGACAUGUCGACGUCUCGCACCGACAAGUCUGCGCCACGGGCGGGCGAGCGGGUUCCUGCGCCACCCGGCUGGAAGUCACGCAUGCUGCUGCCGCCGUCGAUGCUCGGCGAGCAGAUCCGACACGAGCCGCGCCAGACGGCCAGCUCUCCGGGCGCCCCUGCAGCAGUCGAGUCGGAGACCGAGAGCGAAGAUGAUGGCGUGCCGCCUCCACCGCCGUCAUGCUCGCUGCCGGCGCCCGCCGCGGCUGCCGACGACAGCGUGACGGAGAGCGAGGAUGACGGCCCGCUGCUGCGCCCGGGCGUGCAGCCACGCCUUUCGCCAGAGAAGAGCAAGACGCGCCGGCGCGUGCUGAUGCGCGACACCGACGAGGGCCAGGCGAGCAAGCGGCGCAAGACGACGCAGCGCCGACCGGCCGAGCGAACAGCCAGCGCUCCGAACCUUUUCGCGCCGGUCGCGUCGGGCUCGCGCUCGCGACGGCGCAACGUCGUGCCAGGUGCACCCAUCUUUGCCGACUGUGUCAUGCUCGUCGUCGGCUACGAGCCGUGCGCACGGCGUGUGCGAGAUCUCAUCCUCAAGCACGGCGGCAAGCUGGCCGACAACUUCAGCGUCACGUCGCGCAUUACGCUCACGCACAUCAUCGGCGCGCCGACGGCCGGCGAGCGCGGCAACGAGCGCGACGUCGCUGACUGGGCCGGCGAGCUCUUCCCGCGCGAGCCGCGCGCCCAGCUCAGCGUCACGGCGCUGCGCGCCCGGCAAGAGCUGCCCAAGACGUUUGUUCAUGCCGCCUGGAUCUACGACUGCGUGCAGCACUGCGUGCGCAAAGAGGAUCUGCACGCGACGACGAGGUACCGCGCACUAUACCCCUCGGUGUGAAUGUAUCAUUAUGACGUGCUGAAUGGCGAUGACGGCUACUGGUC
This is a messenger RNA of Tilletiopsis washingtonensis, 2310 nucleotides long. RefSeq lists its product as hypothetical. Bases 23 to 2266 code for a protein of 747 amino acids. Lineage: Eukaryota; Fungi; Basidiomycota; Exobasidiomycetes; Entylomatales. The transcript has 4 exons. The record is from RefSeq and is a predicted model, not a curated record.